Molecule: messenger RNA, 747 nt
Organism: Penicillium canariense
Lineage: Eukaryota; Fungi; Ascomycota; Eurotiomycetes; Eurotiales; Aspergillaceae
Gene: grpE
Product: mitochondrial nucleotide exchange factor MGE1
Exons: 3
Coding region: 1-747 (248 amino acids)
Biological process (GO): protein folding; protein import into mitochondrial matrix
Cellular component (GO): PAM complex, Tim23 associated import motor
Molecular function (GO): protein-folding chaperone binding; protein homodimerization activity; adenyl-nucleotide exchange factor activity
Source: RefSeq, a predicted model, not a curated record
AUGUUCCAGCGCACCAUCCUCAGACAGGCACAGGCCGCCCGGUCGGUCCUGACCUCUACUUCCACAUCCGCGGCAUCGCUCGCUAUCCGCCGGACAACACGGUUGCAGUCACAGCUGCCCGCGGCUGUGCGGCCAUUCGCUCAUCUGCCCGCUCGCCGUGCCUACUCCACUGAAAACAACGGGGAGAAGAAGGAAACUACGCAGGAGGGUGAGGCUGCUGAGAAUGCCGAGGAGGACCCCUGCCGCAAGGAGCUUGAGGAGAAGAAGAAGGAGGUUACUGAUCUGAAGGAUAAAUAUCUCCGCUCUGUCGCCGAAUUCCGCAACCUGCAGGAGCGCACCAAGCGUGACAUGGAUGCCGCCCGCAACUUCGCCAUUCAGCGAUUCGCCAAGGACCUCCUAGAGAGCAUUGACAACUUCGACCGCGCGCUGCUGGCCGUGCCCGCGGAGAAGCUCAACGCUGAGCGCACCGAUGAGAACAAAGAACUGCUUGACCUCGUCGCCGGUCUCAAGAUGACCGAGAAGACACUCUUGAACACACUUCAGAAGCACGGGCUGGAGCGCUUCGAUCCCAGCGAAGAAGUGGAGGGCAAGCCGCAGAAGUUCGAUCCUAACCUGCACGAGGCUACCUUCAUGGCACCGUCUGCCACUCUGGAGGACGGCGAUGUGAUGUACACCCAGAGCAAGGGCUUCCGCUUGAAUGGGCGUGUUGUUCGCGCUGCCAAGGUUGGCGUCGUCAAGAACGCCUAA